Nothobranchius furzeri (turquoise killifish) is the source of this 2604-nucleotide messenger RNA. RefSeq names its product ribophorin II (gene rpn2). Gene Ontology annotation, cellular component: membrane; oligosaccharyltransferase complex. Lineage: Eukaryota; Metazoa; Chordata; Actinopteri; Cyprinodontiformes; Nothobranchiidae. The record is from RefSeq and is a predicted model, not a curated record. Gene Ontology annotation, biological process: protein N-linked glycosylation.
GUGCUUUUAUUUUUUGAAGUACAAGCUGCUUACCCGGAAGUUAUUAGUCUUCUGACAGCUCUUUGAGUACCCGGAUGUAUUCGUCGGUUUUGGUGACGCUGCAUUAGACUUCCAGAAAUGAACUGGUCUCAGCUGCUCGGGUUGCUCGUCCUCAGCCUGGCUCCUGCUGGAGCUCAGGCGCUCACACCGUCCCAUUACCUGUCUCUCUCCGAUGUGAGCCGACUCCAGAACCUCCUGAGCCAGCCCUUCACCGACCUGCAGUCCGCUUAUUACUCUGUGGUUGGUCUCUCAAAACUUGGAGGCAUCGUUCCCGAUCACCAAGAAGUGUGCCAGUUCCUGAAGUCUCAGCUGGACCCCAGCAGUGUGGACUCGCUCUUCUUUGCUGCUGAGACCAGUCAGGCCAUCUCAGGAUGCGAGAUCCCAGUGUCCAACGAAACCCGGGACAUCCUCCUGGCAGCAGUCAGCGAGGACUUGUCCAUGACCCAGAUCCAUCGGGCCGUGGGUGCCCUCAGCUCUCUGGGGCUCCCGCUUGCUUCCCAGGAAGUCGUGGGCGCUCUCGCAGCUCGCAUCAACAAGGAGGAUAAUGUUAUGGCGAUCAUCUUGGCUCUGCAGACGGCAUCCCGCCUAUCCCAGCAGGCGGAACUGGGAAGAAUCCUGGAGGAAAUUGAGGAUCUGACGGCCCGCCUGGACGACCUGGGUGGAAUCUACCUGCAGUUUGAAGAGGGACUGGAGGCAACCGCUCUGUUUGUGGCUGCUGCGUACGCUCUGUCGGAUCAUGUGGACGUGGAGCCCCCGCUCAAGGAGGAACAGGUCAUCCAGCUGGUGAACUCCAUCUUCAGUAAGAAGUCCUGGGACUCUCUGGCUGAGGCCUUCAGCGUGGCGAGCGCCGCUGCUGCCCUGUCCAACAACCGCUUCCACGUGCCGGUCAUCGUCAGCGCUCAGGGCCCGGCCACAGUGUCCCACAACCAGCCUACCCUGCAGCUGCUGGUUACUGACGUCAUGUCUCAGCCUCUGACCUCAGCCAGCGUGCUGGUGGAGUCUGCGUUUGCUGCGGCCACAAAGAGCGCCAUCCUCAGCCAGACACCUUUCACUCUGAAUGAUGGCGUCUUCGAGCUGAACUUCAUGUCCAGCCAACCAGCCAGUGGAUACUACCAGUUCACCGUGGCUGUGACUGGAGACAGCCGGCUGGUGGCCAGUCACGUUGAGCUCAAAGUAAAGGUGUCCACAGAGGUGUCAGUCUCCAACAUGGACCUGUCUGUGGUGGACAAGGACCAGAGCAUUGGGACCAAGACCACCAGGGUGGAUUAUCCGUCCAAGGCCAAGAGCCCGUUCACAGCAGACAGCCACCAGAACUUCGCCAUGUCCUUCCAGCUGGUUGACGUCAACACGGGUCAGGAGCUCACGCCUCACCAGACCUUCGUCCGGCUGCACAAUCAGAAAACCGGACAGGAAGUCGUGUUUGUGGCCGAACCCGACAGCAAGAAUCUCUACAAGUUUGAGUUGGACGCGGCCGAGCGGAAGUCUGAGUUUGACUCCAUGUCCGGUACCUACUCCCUCUACCUGAUCGUCGGGGAUGCCACGUUGGAGAAUCCCAUCCUGUGGAACGUAGCUGAUGUUGUCCUGAAGUUUGUGGAGGAGGAAGCCCCAGUCGCUGUGCAGCCCAAGACCCUUUAUGUCCCUAAACCAGAGAUCCAGCACUUGUUCCGGGAGCCAGAGAAGAAGCCUCCAACUGUGGUCUCCAACACCUUCACUGCUCUCGUCCUGUCUCCCUUCCUGCUGCUGCUCAUCCUGUGGUUUAAGCUGGGAGCCAACAUCUCCAGCUUCAGCUUUUCUCCAAGCACUAUCCUGUUCCACGUGGGACACGCAGCCAUGCUCGGUCUGAUGUACGUCUACUGGACCCACCUGAACAUGUUUCAGACUCUGAAGUACCUGGCAAUCAUCGGCGGUGUAACCUUCCUUGCCGGGAACCGCAUGUUGGCCCAGAAAGCAGUAAAGAGGAUCGCUGCAGAGCAAAGUAGUAGGUUGGCAAAGUAUAGGAGCCUCCGGUAAACUCCCCCUCCCCUUUUGUAACAAAUGAGUGGCUUCCAGGCUGAAAAUGGAGAAGAAAUAAGGCCAAAUAAUCAAAAGAAGACAAUGAAGAUGGUCAUUUUUGUGUUUCCAUUCAAAUCAGACUGAGAAAAGAGGCGUGGACAUUUAGGAAUUGAAUCAUUAAAAUGCAGUAGGUGUGUGUUUCCCAACGGAAGACGCCGACAGAUUCCCCCGCCGAGGACUGAAAAGCUACUGAUCAUUGCACCUCAUCUUCCUGUGAGAGUUCUUUUCCUGAUGUCCGACACGCCAGACUUUUCUAAGCGAGCUGGAAUUUUCUUUGUGGUUUCCUGAUGAAAUUUGGUUUUGUCCCUUUUUUUUGUACUUUCCUCUUUUGUUGCCCAUUUCACCUCAUCAGUGACUCAACAGCAGUAGCACUGACACCUAUUAACUAUGCCAUUGUUUGCCUGUGAUGCUCUGUUUGAUAUGUCCUCGUAAAAAUUUGGUAAUAAAACAUGGGCAAUUUCAGGAUGUGAUGUUUUUGUAAAGAAGAGGGGAAAUAAAGAUGUUGAGGUGAAA